Coprinopsis cinerea okayama7#130 is the source of this 528-nucleotide messenger RNA. RefSeq lists its product as hypothetical. The record is from RefSeq and is a predicted model, not a curated record. The transcript has 4 exons. Lineage: Eukaryota; Fungi; Basidiomycota; Agaricomycetes; Agaricales; Psathyrellaceae. Bases 1 to 528 code for a protein of 175 amino acids.
AUGGCGACAGACGCAGUGAUGCUACAGGAUCAACUCCGGGGAGAGAGCCGAGGGCCGCUCUCUGCCAUCGUCGCUGUCGCCCUCGCUGCCCUCGCUGCCGCUUCGCCGGCCCUCGAGACCAGGCAAACCAAAUGCGUCAAGCUCACUCAAUCGCAGGCCGAGUCCAGGUUGAAGGAUAACGACAUCACCUGGUCGUCCUCCGGAAACUGCAAGGACAAGUCCAAGUCGAACUGCACCUCGCUCCAGGACAUCUGCAGCCACACCAUCAGUGGCGUCAUCGCGUUGAAGAACGGUGUCGGCAGGUCUUUGACUAUCACCGGUGGAACCGAGACCGGCCACGCUAGCGGCACCUACUCACACGGCACUGGAUACAAGGUCGACCUGCGCAAGUUCAAGGAGCUCAACGAUUACAUUAUGAAUAACUUUGAGGAGAUCUCAAAGCGAGGCUCGUACCGCCGAUGGGAGUCUCCCAGUGGGAACGAGUUCGUCGACGAGGGAACCCAUUGGGACAUCACUUUCUUCUACUAA